GUUGGACUAACUUAUAUACAUAUAUAUAUAUAUAAUAGCAAUAAUUGUUACUUCAUUAUUUUCCCAAUCGUGGGAAAUGGCCAUGGAGAGGAGAAAACCCUACCGCUAUCCAGCUGCAAGAGCGCCUGUUGGUGAGACUCUGCAAGAAGGCCCUCGCGUGUGGUUUACAGCUCCAAAUGGUGAGAGCUAUGAAGUAAACGUGCUGAAGAUGCAGCAGCGGAACCUUCGGACUGGGAAAAUACGCCAGGUAAGCUGCCAUAGUGGUGGCUGGUUUUUUGACAAGCACUGUACCAAGCCGGUACCACGAUGGCUGCCCUUCUCGAAGCCAAUUCACCGUGCUUUGGAUGCUGCUAGAGAUGUCAGUGGUGCAGAGCCCCUUGAAGUGCAUGAAGCACAUGAUGUGACUGACGACUUAGUGGCAGAGGUGUCCAUAGCAGCUGCAGGUCCGGGCUGGAUGACCCAAGUUCUGGAAUCAGAACUUCUGCCGGCGACUCCUUCCGCUCCAAGUUUCGUGCAGGUGCGACAAGCUGCGCUGUCAGGAAGCACUAGCCAAGUGCGGUGGCUCCUGUGCAGCCAGCAGGUCCAGGUGCUUGGCCAUGAAAUCUUCGAUCGUCGUUACCCUGGCUUUGUGCUCAAGGAUGAGCAUAAGUGCUGCAUCAAAAUGCUUUUGGCGCGAGGCGCGAAGUUGGGACGCUUUGCCCCUAGCAGCAAGCUGUUGCGGAAGGUGGAGUCAGAUUGCAUGGGCCUGUGGCUACAAUGCUUCUUACGCUCCGCGGCCUUGGCAGGGAUGGACCUGCCGGACCCUGUACAGAGUUACUUGCUCGAAUUCUAGCCAAGAUGGGUUUGUACAGACUCGUGCACGAGAACACACUGGCUAGGGAAAAAAAGAGCUAGA
Messenger RNA from Durusdinium trenchii, 895 nucleotides. The record is from the annotation of a GenBank genome assembly. NCBI's taxonomy places the organism in Eukaryota, Dinophyceae, Suessiales, Symbiodiniaceae.